AUCGCUUCUGCUUGGUACUUUCUCAUUUUUUUCAGCUUCCAUCUCUCCCCGUUCGAUCCUCUAUUUAUGAGUCUCGAUUCUCUAAAAUCUCGUAUCAAUUUAUUUUUCUUUGAGAAUAAAUUUAUUACACGAGCUCCAUUCAUUAAGCGCACUAAUCUCCGAGCUCUGGCUGCUGCUUACCCAUCUUGAUAUUUCGCAAUGGUGGUCUGCAAAUGCAGAAAGGCUACGAAGCUAUAUUGCUUUGUUCACAAGGUCCCUGUUUGUGGCGAAUGCAUUUGCUUCCCUGAGCAUCAAACUUGUGUGGUCAGGACUUAUUCAGAAUGGGUGAUAGAUGGAGAGUAUGACCAGCCUAAGUGUUGUCAAUGCCAAGCAGCCUUUGAUGAGAGCGGAGGUCAUCAACUCACUCGCUUGGGUUGCUUGCAUGCUAUACAUACAAGUUGCUUGGUUUCGCUUAUCAAGAGCCUUCCUCCUCAUACUGCACCUCCUGGUUAUGUCUGCCCAACAUGUAGCACUCCUAUAUGGCCUCCCAAGAUGGUAAAAGAUGCAGGAUCUCGGCUUCAUGCACAGUUAAGGGAAGCGAUUAUGCUGACUGGUCUCGAAAAGAAUCUAUUUGGGAAGCAUCCAGUUUCUCGGUCCACAGAAUCUCGUAGCCCACCUCCUGCAUUUGCUUCAGAUGCAUUAAUCAAUGUAUCUUCAUCUUCUCAUACACAACAAGGGAGGAAUCUUCUAGCUGAAAAUGGAGAAUAUUCUAAAUCUGCGGUUUCAGAGAUAGUUGAGAUAGAUGUUCCUUCUUCUGCUGGGAAUUACAUGAAAACCUCAAGCCCUGGACAUGUUGCUGCUGCACGGAAAGGUGUACUCGCUGUGGACAGACAGAACUCUGAGACUCUUUAUUAUGCAGACGAUGAAGACGGGAAUAAGAAAAAGUACUCAAGACGAGGUCCACUUCGUCACAAGUUUCUGCGGGCUUUACUACCAUUCUGGUCGAGUGCGCUACCUACACUACCCGUGACUGCACCGCCUCGUAAGGAUCCAACAAAGGCAGAAGAUGGUUCAGAAGGACGUGUAAGACAUCGAUCAUCAAGGAUGGAUAUAAGGAAAAUACUCCUUUUCAUAGCAAUCAUUGCGUGUAUGGCAACAAUGGGGAUUUUAUACUACAGACUUGCACAACGGGUAAUUGGUCAAGAAAACCCUGACGAGGAGCAGUAAUGAGGUAAUAUCGUAUCGGACGGGGACGACUAGAAAAUGUUUUGUUAGAAGUUGAUUUGGAGAGUUGUGGGAUGAGGUUCUUUGUGACAGUCUUGUCCUUUGUUUUUUUUGUUUCGCGGGUCGAAGUAUAUUUGAUUGUCACCUUUUUGUUUCUGUGUCGAUUGGCAUGUUUUAGUAUGUAGCUGUUUUGGUAUAGACGAAGUUACAUGACGCGCUGAGCAUUUUCUUUUGCCUUCUAUGUUCAAACAUUUUGUGGCCUCUAGAGUAGUCUUUUAUAGAAUCGUCAUUGUUAUGGUCU
Molecule: messenger RNA, 1504 nt
Organism: Brassica napus (rape)
Lineage: Eukaryota; Viridiplantae; Streptophyta; Magnoliopsida; Brassicales; Brassicaceae
Product: zinc finger protein-like 1 homolog
Exons: 9
Coding region: 199-1206 (335 amino acids)
Cellular component (GO): Golgi apparatus
Source: RefSeq, a predicted model, not a curated record